This is a messenger RNA of Pyrenophora tritici-repentis Pt-1C-BFP, 1500 nucleotides long. RefSeq names its product FAP domain containing protein. Lineage: Eukaryota; Fungi; Ascomycota; Dothideomycetes; Pleosporales; Pleosporaceae. Gene Ontology annotation, molecular function: metal ion binding. The record is from RefSeq and is a predicted model, not a curated record.
AUGACCACUCAAACCAGCAGGACUUGCGUGCUUCCUGAAGGCUUGCGCUAUUACCUUCUACGCCAGAACGAUGUGCGCGGUAGUGUAAUCGUCCCUCUCGUACCCGCAGAUCAGCUACCGUUCCUUCUUCACGGGGUUCCGCGCGAGCUGACACACCGUCAAAUGUCAGACCAAGGCUGGAAGUUCCUUUCCGAGACCAACGAGGCUCCUAUGCUGCUCUCGGUACAGGCACCUCAGCCAACCGCAACCCCCCGAUACCUGGCACCGGACCACCAUGUGCGCGCCGUACCGCAACCCGCAAUCGCGGGGAAAACUCGUAUUGACCCAUUGCCCCAUCCGACACCUGGUCCCGAGAGUGUGCGAGAAGACCGGCAAGACUCAGGUCUGGGUCUUUCUGAACAUCCUUCAUCCCUGAUCGACAAGCUCGCGUCUAUCUACCCGAAAGAUGCGCAGCGUCUGGGAUACCGUGCCUCGAACUCCUCCGGCGCUGAGCCCGACCCAUUCAAGAAAGAGUUCACUAAACCGUGGCCUUCCGGCAUUGAGCCAGACUCUUCGAAGAAGGAGUACUGCACACAUUGGAUAAGGACAGGCGAAUGUAGCUUUACAGCCGUGGGUUGCAAGUUCAAGCAUGAGAUGCCGGGCAUUGAGAAGCUUCAUGAGCUAGGCUUCAGAAGCAUUCCGCAGUGGUGGAAAGAGAAGUCUGCCAUCGGCGCGAGGGCCCCCACUUGGAUGCAGCGAAGGCUCGCAGGUAACGAUGAUGCAGACCGCGCUGCCGAGGCGCGUGACUUUCCCGAUCCUUCGACGUUGUUCAGGAAGAUGACACCCAAAGAGCGUGUGUCUAUCAUGAGAAACGAAGAGCCGAAACACCAGGAGUCACACAGCUUUCUUAAGCGCAUCGAUUCUGUAAUGUCGCCUGAGACUCCUUCAGCACCUGUAUCGGCCGCACGACGUGAUAGUCAGAUGUCGAAUCUGCUCAUCGACCUUGACGAGACACCCGCGCCCCUGCCUAGCCCACAGCUGAGCCAGGCCACGAUGACUAGCAAUGACUCUAGCGAUGACGAGUCCCUACCCGCUCGACCCAUCCCAUCCAGCGACUUGAAUCCCAAGCACUCCCCGCGCAUCGGGCGCCGUCCUGCAGACAAGAACGAACAAAAGCAGAAACUCAAACCAUGCCCACCCGCAUUCGCCCCGCACCGCCGUCGCUCCUCUCUCUCCAUAUACGAUUCCAGCCGCAAGACUACCAUCACCACCAUCGCCGCCGAACCCACCACCAAAGCCCCCGCUCCGACCCAGCAACCCCGCGCUCCGAUAACUACCAUCCGACGCACCGACCCCGCACCCACGAAACUCUCUGGUCUCUCAGCUUCCAAGUAUAACUGCAUCCCCGCUCUUGACCACAGCUGUACCGCUCGCGAGCAACCCCCUCGGCCCAAGGUGCACCGCGGCAAAUACAAUAAGCUCAAGGGAGGGAAACAUGGCAAGUUGUCGGCUGCUGUAUAG